Messenger RNA from Lactuca sativa (garden lettuce), 528 nucleotides. The record is from RefSeq and is a predicted model, not a curated record. Lineage: Eukaryota; Viridiplantae; Streptophyta; Magnoliopsida; Asterales; Asteraceae.
AUGGGGAAAAUGAAUAACUUUUUUGGUUUUCAUAUUUAUCAAAGCAAGGACGGAAGUUUUAUCAAUCAAGCAAAAUAUACUCGAAAUCUGCUCGAAAGGUUUGGCAUGACAAAUAACACGAAAGUCAAAGUACCUAUUGUCGUUGGCAUGCGCUUAAGUCCUUCAUGGGAUAAGCCUUUUGUGGAUUUAACGACGUAUAGAAGUAUGAUAGGUUCACUUUUGUAUUUAACUGCAAGUCGACCUGAUAUGACGUUUGAUCUAUAUAAUUGUGCCAGGUGUCAAUCGAACCAAAGACAACCCCAUCUCAAUGCAGUUAAGAAUAUCUUUCAAUACCUCAAAGGAAUAGUUUCAUUGAGAUUAUGGUAUCCUUUGAAGAAAGGAUUCUUUAUUCAAGCAUUCUAUGAUGCAGACAUGGGUAGAUGUCAACUAGAUCGAAAAAGCACAAUUGGAGGAUGUCAAUUAUUGGAUGGGAAGCUUGUGAGCUGGAAAUCGAAAAAAGCAAACUUGUGUUUCAAUUUCGAUUGUUGA